UAGAAUAACUUCCACACACACACAAACACACCAUAAUCACCUCCCUCCCACCUUCAAAGGUGACUGAGUUGGUGUGUGAAGGCAGCUGAAAUUUAGUCUAUGAGGAGCUUCGCCUGACUUCAUCAUGGGUUUUUCUCUCUACCUCCUGACUCUGCAUCUUCUCCUUUCCCGCUGCACAGCUAACUGGUGUUAUCAAAACCAGAAUGCCUGUGAUGAACCAUGCAGAGACCCCAACCACUGGGCUACUCAAUUCCCUAAAUGUGGAGGGUUACGCCAGUCACCGAUUAACAUUGUGACCAGCAAAGUCCACAUCGACAUCGCCCUGUCACCUUUCAACUUCAUUGGCCACACCGACACAAUCAACAUGACAGUGGAAAACAAAGGGCACUCUGCCCACUUUGCUUUGCCGCCGUCUGUUCGAUUCAUUGGGGGAGCUCUGCCAGGUCACUACAGAGCCGCCCAAUUUCACCUCCACUGGGGAGGGAAUGGGAGACCAGGAUCAGAGCACACCAUUGACGGAGAGAGAUUCCCCAUGGAGAUGCACAUAGUCCACAUUAAGGAGCCGUACAGCUCUCUGGCAGAGGCCGAACAUGACACAGCAGGUAUAGCUCUGCUCGCCUUCCUGUUUGAGGAAACAGCGGAGGAUCAUCCUCAUUUGGACACAGUAAUAGAUGCGCUGGGCCGAGUACAAAACAACGGCAGCAUCACAGUGAUCCCAAACUUUAGACUCAGUGACAUUAUCCCAGCUGCAAAGGACCUACAAGGUUACUACCGCUACGUGGGCUCCAUGACAACGCCGGGAUGUGAGCAGGCAGUUGCCUGGACAGUGUUUCACAGGAAGCUGGCCAUCAGUAGUCGACAGCUGGAUGCGAUAGUUAAGCAGUGUCGCUUUUGGACAGGGCAGCCCAUGACUGACAUUUUCAGACCUACGCAGCCGCUGGAUGGCAGGAUUGUGUACUCCUCAAAGUCGGGUACAGCUCAGACAACUGCGACACAUUUUUGGUGUCUGUUUUUAUCAUUUGUGACUGUUACGCUGGGUCUGGCACACUGAACGAGCAGCAAGAAAUGGGCAUAGUCUUCAAGUCUGAACAGCGAAACCAACGCACAAAGUCUUAAAUCUGCAUUUUUUCUAAUGGCCAGCAGGGAGUGAGUUCUCAAAGUCUGAUUGUAUAUAUAGUUCUGUGAAAAAGUAUUUGCCCCCUCCCCCCUUUAUAACCCCUUCCUUGGGUUAUAACUUCAGUAAACAUUUUCUUGAUGAAUCUUAGUCACAUGAUAAAGCAUGAUGUAUCAUUAGUAAGUAAUGGUCCCUUUUUUAGUUAAACAGAAGAUAAGUACAUAGAGCUAGAUACACACAGCUCAGCCUUCCUCUGUAGAUCAGAGGGUAUGCAAAAAUUAGAGAUGCAAAGAAAUUGUUUUUUAAAAAUGCCACUGCUUCCUUUAGAGGAACUGGUCUCAGUCUCCAAACUAAUUCGGUAGUGGUGUGAAAAUGAUCAGGGGAAGUUUUGACCUAAAUGUGAGUGCAUUCUGCUCCUGUAGCCUGAUGUCCCAGCUAUGGUGGAGCAUGCAAAGAGUGGCAGCUUCCACAGUAAUACUAGUUAAAACAGCUAGCUGGGCGUGUUUCAUAAUGCAAACAUAUAUGUGCUAUUUAAGAAGACCUUCUUCCUAUAUUUACUUUCUUCCUCCCCACCUUAGACAUAUCUGAGCUACAUGAACGUUUUCUGGUGAUUUGAAGGGAUGCAUGGUGAUUCUUUGGGAUUUUUCUCUUUGUGGAAAGAAACUGAAACAAAGAAAAACAAACCAAUCAACUGAUUCAGACCAGACCAAAUUAAAACUUUGAAACCAUAAAACAGCACCAUCUUCAUCUCAAACAGAAAUUUGUAUGAUGAUCAAAUUUAAUUAGGACAUUCAAUUAAGUUCAGUUUUAUUUAUAUGGCGACAAAUCACAACAACAUCACAGCAGUUGCCUCAAGGCGCUUAUAUAAAGAUGUCACACUGGCAGCGUUAUUCUUUCUUUAACUUUGCCAUCUUAAGCAUGCUGACUUCAGCUGAAGUCACCCAGCCGCUAACAUGGCAGUAGAUUUGAAUUUGAAAGUAUUACUAACUGUAAUUAUGUCAGUAUUUCUGACCUAGGAAACAGAAAUCCAACAUAGUAUGUGUGUGAGCUUUAGUAACCUGCAGCACUUAGGGCUUUAGAGACCUUUAUUUUCAUGGGGGGAGGUCAGUUUUUAAUAUUCAUGUUUUAAUGCUUUAUAUUAACACUUAUUUUCUCCUAGAUAUUUUUGUGGACAAAAGUAAUAAACAGAUAUAUAGAAUUAGAGGUUUAACAUAUUUUUCAAAACAUGAGAGACUCUUAAAAUAUUAACCUUUAUUCUACUAUUUUUGUUAUUGCUUUUCAUGUAUAUAUAUUUGUAUCUUUGUUGUUUAGAGAGUUUAACAAAGUAUUUGGUAAUUAAGGCAUCUCAUAAAUGUACCCAUUUUAAUUAAGAUCUAAACUCCAGCAAUCCAACGAGCAGGGAUAGCUCAGUAGGUUGAGUGGACGCCCCAUGAUCAGAAGGUCGGGGGUUUGAAUCCACUGAACGGCUACCCUGAGGUACCACUAAGCAAGGUACUGUCCCUACAAACUGCUCCCUGGUGCGCCUGCUUAGUGGCUUCACUGAGUGAAUGGGUCAAAUGCAGAGAGAGUAAUUUCCCCACGGGGAUCAAUAAAGUAUACAUUAUUAUUAUUAAUCCUCUGCCAGAGUAAUAAUUUGUUCUUGACUUCUUAUGAUGUGCAAAAUCCACAUCUGUAUAUGAUGAACAGUCAUGAAAUACACGCUGGGUGAAAAUAUAAAGCCAAAACUUCACAGUCAGUAAACUAACAGCUGACGUCAGUGGAUUUAUCUGAACCCUUAAGGUACUGUGAGUGAGACUGAUUUUACCAAUUUGGAUUUCUACUGAUUCAAUUAGAUCAGUUUAAAAUGAAUGAAACUGACUGUUUUAAGCACCAUGGAAAUAAAUCUGCCUUGCAGUUCAUUCUGCCCUGGUCAAUUGUGUUUAUCAUAGCUGACUGUUAGUAACUUUGUUCCUAUACAACAGGAAACCAUGCUUGCAUUACAUGACUUCACUGGUUAACGGCCACACUGGAGCAUUUAAAUAAACAGGAUUUGAUUGGCUGACAGCUGCACUGGCACUUCAGAGUUUCUCUCAAUUGUCAGCGCAGGUGUGAAUCCUGCCUAAACCUGCCAUAAAGUAAUGUUGGA
Oreochromis aureus is the source of this 3239-nucleotide messenger RNA. RefSeq names its product carbonic anhydrase IV c (gene ca4c). Bases 125 to 1051 code for a protein of 308 amino acids. NCBI's taxonomy places the organism in Eukaryota, Metazoa, Chordata, Actinopteri, Cichliformes, Cichlidae. Gene Ontology annotation, molecular function: carbonate dehydratase activity; zinc ion binding. The transcript has 8 exons. The record is from RefSeq and is a predicted model, not a curated record. Gene Ontology annotation, cellular component: plasma membrane.